Molecule: messenger RNA, 6929 nt
Organism: Trichechus manatus latirostris (Florida manatee)
Lineage: Eukaryota; Metazoa; Chordata; Mammalia; Sirenia; Trichechidae
Gene: ITPKB
Product: inositol-trisphosphate 3-kinase B
Exons: 8
Coding region: 477-3242 (921 amino acids)
Biological process (GO): inositol phosphate biosynthetic process
Cellular component (GO): cytoplasm; nucleus
Molecular function (GO): inositol tetrakisphosphate kinase activity; inositol-1,4,5-trisphosphate 3-kinase activity
Source: RefSeq, a predicted model, not a curated record
GGGGUAGUGUCUCCACGGCAGAGAAGGGCGUGCAGGGCCGGCCCGGCGUCGCCACCGCCCGGCCCCUGCGCGGAGGAGCGUUUUUCCUCUUUCGUACCCCCCCCCUUUUUUUUUUGUCUUUCAUAGCUUGGUGAGGAAAUCAUUUCUGGAGCAUUUUUACUUUUAAAGCCAUCUCGUCCUAACAAGGGCUUGCGUCUCUAGGCAAGGUAGUUCUGCACAGACCCGGGAACCUCCACAAUUGCAGCGGAGCGGAGCGGAGCGGAGCGGAGCGGCGCGGCUGUUUAUGGAGCUUUGGGCGGGGGCUGAGCCCGCGAUCCGGCCCCCAGCCCGCCGCCCAGGCCAUGCCUCCCCAUCCGCGCGCAAAGCCGCCGACGCCGGGCCUCCGGGCCUGACCCGGGAGCCGCGGGAGGAGGAGGCGCCGGCGGCGGAGCCGGAACGGGAGCCGCGGCGGUGGGCAGCGCGGCGGACCCAGUACUAUGGCUGUGUACUGCUAUGCGCUCAAUAGCCUGGUGAUCAUGAAUAGCGCCAACGAGGUGAAGAGCGGCGGCCCCGGCGCCAGCGGCAGCGAGACGCCCGGGUCCCGGGGGAGGGCUGUGCUGAGCCCCGGCAGCGUUUUCAGCCCCGGGAGAGGCGCCUCUUUCCUCUUCCCCCCAGCCGAGUCGCUGUCGCCCGAGGAGCCCGGGAGUCCCGGGGGCUGGCGGAGCGGCAGCGGCAGUAGCAGCGUGGACAGCCCGAGUUGGGCGGGUCGCCUGAGAGGGGACGGGCAGCAGGUGGUAGCCGCUGGUAUCCUCUCCCCGCCAGGACCAGAGGAGGCCAAGAGGAAGCUGCGGAUCCUGCAGCGCGAGUUGCAGAACGUGCAGGUGAACCAGAAAGUGGACAUGUUCGAGGCGCACAUUCAGGCGCAGAGCUCCGCCAUUCAAGCGCCCCGCAGCCCGCGUUUGGGCCGGGCUCGCUCACCCUCCCCGUGUCCCUUCCGCAGCAGCAGCCAGCCCCCUGGAAGGGUCCUGGCCCAGUGCACCCGGAGCAAGGAACGGAGGACAAAGUCUUGGGGGGCGCAGUAUCCAGAGACUUCAGAGACCAACUCGAGGAGGAGAGGAGGGGCGCUCAGCCUGUGCCCCACGAAGGACAAGGAGGGAGUGGCACCUCUCCCCGGCCGGGCUGCCCCAACAGUCCCAGGGACUCAGGGUUCAGCCACUUCUGGGAGGAUGGAUACAGGGGUUCCUGCCAGUUCCCCGUGUAGCUCGCCCAUAGCUAUGGAAGUUGAAAAGAGGGCCUCUUUUCUGUCGGUAACUCUGAGCUGCCAGGUUCCCUCGUUGGAGCUGGGUAGAGUGAACUUUGUGAUGGCCACAGAAAUGACAGCGGGAGCCACAUCCAUUGGGCCACACCAUCCACACGAUCCUGUCCCCACUGAGCUUGGGGGUGCGCACCCCCGGGAGGCCGUCGUGGAGAGGCAGCGGCAGUCUCUGGGCAGUGAGACAAACCCAGCCCCAGAGAGGGGCGGGCCCCGCAGUGGGGAGCCCCCUGAGAAGGUGGGGAAAGGAAAUCUGUUCCGUGGCAUGCUGGGCGCCUGGGCGCCUGAAGUGGGCAAAAGGUCCGGGGAGACGACUGUGAACGCGCAAAGCUCGGCGCUUUCUGAGGUCCCUAGCUGCCUUGGGCCGCCCAGAGACCUGGGCUCCAAGGAGGCCCGGAGUGGGGUCCCCGUGGUCGAGGGGCCUCGGCAGAGCUCCCACAGAGGGGAGGAAGGGUCUCCGACGACGCUCGGCUUACUUGGGGGCCACCGGUCUGCACAGCUGGGGGCCGGAGAGGUGGAAGCGAGGAUUCCCUCUGGAGGAAUGCUGGAGCCUCUGCCCUGUUGGGAAAUGGCAAAAGAUGUGAAAGAGCCUGGCCCUCCUGGGGACAGGGCUGGUGUGCAGCCCGGCAGCUCCAGGGCUUGGCUGGGCCCCAUGGAAGAAGCGGGCCUGGCCUGGACGCGUGGGACAGGGAUACAAUCAGAGGGCACUUGGGAGAGCCAGCCGCAGGACAGAGACGCACACUCGAACCCAGAGCAGCUGCCUCCAGAUCAGAAGCCUUUACAGAGGGAGGUCUGCAGCCCCAGCGCCAUACCUGCUGUCAUCAUCACAGACUUGGGCGCACAGGAGGAUGGGGGCUUGGAGGAGGCACAGGGCAGCCCUCAGGGCAACCUGCCCCUGAGGAAGCUGUCCUCUUCCUCGGCCUCCUCCACGGGCUUCUCAUCCUAUGAGGACUCAGAGGAGGACAUCUCCAGUGACCCUGAGCGCUCCCUGGACCCCAACGCGGCCUUCCUGCAUACGCUGGACCAGCAGAAGCCCAGAGUGAGCAAAUCAUGGAGGAAGAUAAAAAACAUGGUCCACUGGUCUCCGUUUGUCAUGUCCUUCAAGAAGAAGUACCCCUGGAUCCAGCUGGCGGGACACGCAGGGAGCUUCAAGGCUGCGGCCAAUGGUCGGAUCCUGAAGAAGCACUGUGAGUCGGAGCAGCGCUGCCUGGACCGGCUAAUGAAGGACGUACUGAGGCCCUACGUGCCUGCCUACCACGGGGACGUGGUGAAGGACGGGGAGCGCUACAACCAGAUGGAUGACCUGCUGGCUGACUUCGACUCACCUUGCGUGAUGGACUGCAAGAUGGGGAUCAGGACCUACCUGGAGGAGGAGCUCACCAAGGCCCGCAAGAAGCCCAGCCUGCGGAAGGACAUGUACCAGAAGAUGAUCGAGGUGGACCCUGAGGCCCCGACCGAGGAGGAGAACGCCCAGCGGGCCGUCACGAAGCCACGCUACAUGCAGUGGAGGGAGACCAUCAGCUCCACGGCCACCCUCGGGUUCAGGAUUGAGGGCAUCAAGAAAGAAGAUGGCUCCGUGAACCGGGAUUUCAAGAAGACAAAGACGAGGGAGCAGGUCACCGAGGCCUUUAGAGAAUUCACUAAAGGAAACCAGAACAUCCUGAUCGCCUACCGAGACCGGCUGAAGGACAUUCGGGCCACCCUAGAAGUGUCUCCCUUCUUCAAGUGCCAUGAGGUCAUUGGCAGCUCCCUCCUCUUCAUCCACGACAAGAAAGAGCAGGCCAAGGUGUGGAUGAUUGACUUUGGAAAGACCACGCCCCUGCCUGAGGGCCAGACCCUUCAGCACGACGUGUCCUGGCAGGAGGGGAACCGGGAGGACGGCUACCUCUCAGGGCUGAACAACCUCAUCGACAUCCUGACGGAGAUGUCCCUGGAGGAUGUGCUCGCCUGAGGCAGCGCUCUUCGCCCCCGCCCCAUCUCUUUCCUUCUGUCUUCUCCUUCACUUCCUUCUGGGCUCCAGCCCAGAGCUGACCCUCCCGAACUGCACUACAGGACACUUUGUAGAAACAGCAGAAGAGAUGAGAUUUCCUAGUGGUGUUCCCAACGUAAGGGCUUGGACGUGGGGCUUUCAGGGCUCUUUGUAAAUAGAAUCGUCUACUAGACAGAAGUGCCCAGGCCUCGGGCUCGGCUUCCUGUAGGGGAAGUCGGUGGGGUUCAAGGUGGAGGGAGGCUGCGCGGGGGACACCUAACACGUGAGUCUCCCCGCCUCUGGGCGGCCCUGGAAUAAGCAGGCAAGCCGGCUGAACUGCGGGGGCCUGCUGCCCCCUGGUGGUCAGCGCCGUCAGUGCAGUCCCGUUCCUGCGGCAGCCUCCCACCCAGAGGCCGCCGGGCAAGGGCUGUAAGGGCCCCAGUGUGUGGGCGGGUUGCUGGUGCCUGCGGGGAAGCCAGGCUUUCUGGUAUUAGAGACACGACACCACUCGGGGAGCCGCACGUUGAAAAGGGGGAGAGUACCAUCCGCUCGGCAGCUCAGGGACUCCCAGAGACGCCUUGCCACUUAGAGCUGCAAAAGCAGGGACCCCACCCAUUCGGAGCUGAAACCUCCCCAACUUUGGGCCAGACCCAGGAGGCUGUAAGACGGCCUGGCUGUCCUCUGACCCAGGCCUUCCCAGAAAGAGGCAAACAGGAAAGGCGUUUUUUCAUCCGCUGUAAUUGCCCAUGAAUUCAGAGGGACACUGCGGACCUGAGCUUCCAGUGAUGGCUGCCGCCCCCUGCUGUGGCAAGAUGUAGGCUGCCUGGGGGGCGGGACAGGCACAGACUGCACAGGGAGGAAGGCACGCAGACCUGCGGACUGUCUGGCACUGGGGCCCCCGGGGGAAGGAUAGUCUUCUCUGUCUCCCCACUGCAGUGCUGGUCAGUCCCCCAGCCUGCACCCUGGGGCCUUUCCCUGAGGUUUAGAGUCCCCAGCAGUCACCUGGGAGGCCUUCUGCCAGCAGAGCAGUGAGGAAGCAGGAUUCUGGCUCACUGGCAUCGUCCUUUUCUCCCCUGAGAUAAGUCUUGCAGCUUGAAGGGCUUAGAUCCGUGUUUCCAGGAUAUGCUGUGGUUGCCUGCCAGGGUAUGUGAUGGGGGUAAGGGGGCUAUUCCAGGCAUCAAUUCCUGAGUGUCUAUUUUGUUUAAAGAUUUGUGGGAAACUAAUUUUAAACCGUAUUUUAAUUGUAAAGCAAGUAAGUUUACAUUAUGGAGAAGGAUGUAAAAUUUACAUGACUUUUUUUUAAAGAAAAGAACUCCUGUCUUGCGAUUUAGAGCUGUGUCCUCAGACCCUGAGGGGCUUGCUGCCAGUCUCUUUUGCCGUCAGCGGUCCAGGGUGCAGGCAGUGGGGACCCUCUGGCUGGGCCAGGCCAGCAGGGACCUGCCUCAGGAACACAGCGGAGAAAGUGUGCACCAAGGGGAGUGGCCUGCAGGGAGGGGUACCUGGGCAGCCCACCCUGUCACCCCAGCAUCACGGAGGGAACUGUUGACUUGCCCACGUGACACUUAGUUUCCCCUUUCGUGCUGGGUGACAGUGGAGGGGUAGAGGGUGGGACACAUGAGGAUGUACAAGUACAGCUUUCAAAAAAGGAAACCACUUUUAAACUUCCUGGUUCUUGUUCAAAACAGUGCUGAGCUCUUGCGUGGGCCAGCUUGCUAAAGGUCACACCCUAGCCAGCUGCGCGUGGGAGCCCUUGUGACGGCAUGUGAUGGGCAAGGAAGCAGGGACGGACAGGGUGCCGGGGCUGUAAGGCCAGCUCUGGGUCUCUGAGCUACAGUUGUCUGUGGGUUAGAAGGGACCCUGGGGCUCUGUGCUUCAGCCACCUGCAACCUACCAGCUGGGAAGGGAUGUCAUUAAUUCAGACAUAAAGAUUCUAUAGCUACAGGCCAGCCAAAGACUACCUUCAUUCUACCUAUGAGAAAAGUUUGCUAAAGCAAAUUAACGUUAUGAACAAAAUGUACAGGGAACCAGCUUAACCUACUUAGGAGAACAAACUUUCCAAGCACUUUAAGCAGGCACCAGGUGUUUGCAAACAAUGUGCUAUAUGCAAAUGUUAGUUUAUUCAAGGAGAUCCACCAGCCUCUUCCUGGCAGUACUUUGCUUUGAGUUAUAUUAUGUAUGUAAAAGUGGUAUGUCUUUUUAAGGUUAUUCUAUUAUUUAGAUUUUUAAAAAUAUAUUUACCGUGCAAGUUCUCUUCCACACCUACUGUCUCUCAGCCCAUUCCACCCCGCCCCCUUGCUCUGACAUCCAGGCCGUUCCCCCGCCUAGUGGUCUGAAAGACCACACCCACGCAGCCCUCGUCCCGGCAGAUCUAGGGGGGCUGGGUGAGAGUAGGGCCAGGGAGCAGGACGUGCUGUAGGUGCCAGGCCCUCCUGCCCUGUGCUCGCUGGCCCCCGACGCUCGGGGAGUCCGGUACUAACGCGUCUGCACUGCUUAGCGUUUGCGGAAGGGUUCCUCAGUUGUUUUUCCCAGACUUGCCUUUAGUGUCAUGUAAGAAGUUUUUAAGUUAUAUUUAUUUCGUUGGUUUUUUAAUUGCACAAAACACUAAGACUGAAAGGCUGGAUUUUGUUUUUCCCUUAAAACUUUGCUUUCUCUGUUUCUUUUCCCACUUGGAAGAAAGAGCCAGAAGCAGCCCAGCUCACCAAGAUGGACUGUUUCCUUCUUUUGAUGUAAUUAGCCUUGAGUUUCUCUGGAUCUGAUUAAUCCGGCGUGUGUAUAACCCUUGUUCUAGUUGGGAAGCAGGGCGUUUGUCCCCUGUCGGUGCUUUUUUUUCCGGAGGAGAGGACUCUCCCAGAGGGCCUCUCCUUUGCCUCUGCACCCCUCUUUCCCACGGGACUUGGAGAAGAGUGUACUGUUACAGAACCCCACACACAGUGCCUGUCAAACAGACCGCAGAUGCUCUGUACCUUCUUGAAUAAAGGCCGUGAGACCGCAGUGCUGUCUGCAGUGUCUUCAGUUCAGGCACCAGGCCCUCAAGAAGAGUCUGAUGAGUGAGUGGGUGGUGCUGGGGAAUUGCAUGGGGGCUACGAUGGUCCUGGGGUCCUGGGUGACACAAAUGGUUAAGCGCUCAGCUGCUAACUGGAAGAUUGGUGGUUCAAACCCACCCAGAGGCACCUUGGAUGAAAGGCCUGGAGAUCUACUGCUGACUGGUCGCCGCCAUUGAAAACCAUAUGGAGCACAGUUCUCUGACACACAUGGGGUCACCACGAGUCAGAAUUGACUCAAAGGCAACUGGCUAGUUGGUUGGUAGUUGUCUAAGACCCUCUCCAGACUAUUCAAGACAGCGCAAGUGGGGAGGUGCAGUGACCCAGGAGCUCUGACAUUUGGUGACCAGGCUUCGAUUCCCAGCCACUGCACCUCAAGGGCAGCUACCAUCGGCCUGUCAGUGGAGGCUUCCAUGUUGCUGUGAUACUGAACAGGUUUCAGCAGCGCUUCCAGACUAAGAUAGACUAGGUAGAAAGGGCUUGUGAUCUACUUCUGAAAAUCAGUGGAAACCCUAUGGAUCACGAUGGUUGCCAUGAGUUGGGGGCUGACUUGACAGCAGCUAACAACAACAACAUUGAGGUACCUGUAUUCUCAAUUUAUCAACUCUGUGAACAAAGCUUUACAAAA